This is a messenger RNA of Hevea brasiliensis (rubber tree), 890 nucleotides long. RefSeq names its product probable phospholipase A2 homolog 1. The record is from RefSeq and is a predicted model, not a curated record. Gene Ontology annotation, biological process: arachidonate secretion; pollen development; pollen germination. Gene Ontology annotation, molecular function: calcium ion binding; A2-type glycerophospholipase activity. The transcript has 4 exons. NCBI's taxonomy places the organism in Eukaryota, Viridiplantae, Streptophyta, Magnoliopsida, Malpighiales, Euphorbiaceae. The coding region runs from base 282 to 734 and encodes 150 amino acids.
AUAAUAUAAAUGGCCUUUUGAGCUUCAACUCUCUGGGCCUUUAGUCCAAUGAUUUCGGGUUUUUCUCUGAGCGCGCCCAAUAACUGCUCAAGGUCCAGGUCCGCAGGGCGAAUUGGCAUUGGCUGCACUGUACACCCGCUUGUGCUGACAAGGCAUUUGCUGAUUCGACGAAACAGCGUCAUCCCAUUGCUGAUCAACGAAUUUCGUUCGAGUAAGAAACCUACACGCGGACAAGAAGAAGCAACUUUCAGGAGCCAAAAUCAAUACAGCAGGGGGAAAGGAUGCUGCUCGAUUCGUUUGUUCCUGUUAGAACUCGAGCCGCGGCAGUAGUAACAUUCGCCAUCGUUUUCAUCUUUCUCUCCGUCUUCGCCGACUCCGCUAAAAACGAUUCUCAGGUGAAAUGCAGUAGAACUUGCGUUGCAGAGAACUGUAAUUCGGUCGGGAUUAGAUACGGAAAGUACUGUGGAGUAGGGUGGACUGGCUGUCCUGGGGAGAAACCAUGUGACGACCUGGACGCCUGUUGCAAGAUUCAUGACGAGUGCGUUGAAAAGAAAGGUUUAAUGAGUAUUAAGUGCCAUGAAAAGUUCAAGAGCUGCAUAAAGAAAGUGAAGAAAUCUGGAAAGGUUGGUUUUUCUCGGGAUUGCCCUUAUGAGACAGCUGUACCUACUAUGGUACAGGGUAUGGAUAUGGCAAUUUUGCUGAGCCAGUUAGGUAGUCCAAAGACUGAACUCUGAUUUCUCUGUGAAGUGCAUUACCUGUGCUAUUUUACUCAUUUUUUCACUAAGCAAAAUGACUUCUUUCAAGAAUUAUGGACAUUGGUUUUCUUUCUCCAUGAUUUUUUGUUAGCCUACCAGUUCUGAAUACAGAAAUUAUACUCUAAUUUUUUUCAA